Molecule: messenger RNA, 1047 nt
Organism: Lodderomyces beijingensis
Lineage: Eukaryota; Fungi; Ascomycota; Pichiomycetes; Serinales; Debaryomycetaceae
Source: the annotation of a GenBank genome assembly
AUGGGUAAAGGAAGACACAGAGAUGCAUUUGAAAGUUUGAGUCAACUACGUCGUGAACGGAUUGCGGCAGCAAGAGAUUGCUUCUAUCAAUACGUUUUACUUCAAGAAGAAGGCAGUUACGAGAUUCCAACUUGGAAAAGAAUUAUCCAAAUGUUCACCAUUAGGAGAAAUAGAAAUGCUGUUAUUGGGUCAUGGAUCGUCAUGUUUAUGCAGCAAUGUAUGUAUACUAUCACACACCCACCCAUUCAUUUUCUCAUACGUUGAGAAAAAGAACAAAAGAGGGAGAUUAUACUAACAAUGUUAAUUUUUCUAGUCUGUGGAAUCAAUGUCAUUGCAUACUAUAGUAGUACCAUAUUCAAGCAAGCGGGUUUCAGUGAAGUUUCGGCUUUGUUAGCAUCCUGGGGUUUUGGAAUGGUGAAUUUCUUGUUUGCCAUUCCUGCCAUCCUCACAAUUGACACGUUUGGAAGACGUAACCUUUUGUUGUUUGCUUUCCCAUUAAUGUGUGCAUUCUUGUUGGUCACCGGUUUUGGCUUUUUAAUUCACGAUAGACAGGGCCAGCUCGCCAUGGUGGCCGUAGGGAUCUACUUGUUCUCGUGUGUUUACAGUACAUCUGAGGGACCCGUUCCAUUUACAUACUCGGGAGAAGCAUUCCCGCUUUACAUUCGUGACUUGGGACUUUCGUGGGCCACUGCGACUUGCUGGUUUUUCAACUUUAUCUUGGCAUUCACUUGGCCCAAAAUGUUGGACUCGAUGACUCCCACGGGAGCAUUUGGCUUUUAUGCCGCCUGGAAUGCCAUUGGUUUCUUCCUCGUGUUGUGGUUCUUGCCCGAAACCAAGAGUUUGACCUUGGAAGAGUUGGACGAUAUCUUUUCGGUGCCCAUGUAUGAGCACGCGGUUUACCGUACAAGAACCUUUUUCAAUGGAAUUCAGAGACAUGUGCUUCGUCGCAAGGAUGUUAAGGAUCCACCUCCCAUUUAUACACAUCAAAGAAUGGCAGUUACGAAUCCUGAAUGGAACGAUAAGGCCGAAGUUGACCAUGUUGAAUAA